Messenger RNA from Fundulus heteroclitus (mummichog), 2802 nucleotides. Its product is annotated as polymeric immunoglobulin receptor-like. The record is from RefSeq and is a predicted model, not a curated record. Lineage: Eukaryota; Metazoa; Chordata; Actinopteri; Cyprinodontiformes; Fundulidae. The coding region runs from base 271 to 1725 and encodes 484 amino acids. The transcript has 11 exons.
UCUGAAUCCCAAGAGGGUUUCUGACACUCCAGAUGACCACUGCUCCUCUUGAUCUGCUGGUGUCAACACUGACGCCUGUCUACCCUCCCAUGCUCAGUUCCACCAAGCCAUCCUCCACACUCCCCUGACUGCCUAAGCACCUUCUGGACUCUACUAACCAUCCAUCCCUCUGUGACCAGAGCCCUCCCCAUCAGCCAGUCACCAGUCUCAAACUCCCUCCGGCCUCACUCCAGUCAUUCAACAAACCGUUGGCGUGUUGCCUUGAGGAACAUGAAGAUGUUCAGUCUUCACAUCUUGCUCUUCAUGUGCUGUGCUUUGAGUUGUGUGACCAGUGAUGAAGAUGUGAUCCCUGUGUUCGGAUAUGAGGAUAGUGAUGCAGUGGUUUCCUGUCCAUAUGCUGAAGGAUAUGAGGAUUAUGAAAAGUACCUGUGUAAGGACGACUGUGGUAGUGAUGAUGUUCUUAUUACGACAUCAGAGAUAAAUGAAGACAAAUACUCCAUCGACGAUGACAAAAGAUCAAGAAUCUUCAGCGUGACCAUCUCUGAUCUUCGUUUUGAGGACGCUGGGAAAUACUGGUGUGGAGUGUCCAGAACAGGAAAAGAUAUCUACACUGAAGUAAAACUGGAAGUGGGAAAAGACAUAUGGGGCCAGACUCCAACUAAAAUUCAAGGCAAUGAGGAAGGUUCGGUCUCCAUCAGGUGUGGAUAUGAAACCGAGCCUGUCAACAACCUGAAGUACAUCUGCAGAGGAAACCAGCUUUCCACGUGUCUAAGGCAAGCAGUAGUGACCUCUAACAACGAACGGAAUGGACGAUUCACACUCACCGAUGACAAGAAUGCAAAAGUUUUCACAGUUACCAUUUCCAGUGUGAAACUGAGUGAUUCUGGGUGGUAUCUUUUUGGUGUCCAAAGAGACACUGGGUCGGAUGGCUUCUGUGCUUUUGACCUCAAAGUAAAAGAAUGGUGCUGUGUAACAUCCAGGUAUGUUAAAGGCACCGAGGGACAACCAAUAACCAUGCAGUGUCCUUAUCCACCUGAACAUCGUAACAACAGGAUGUUCAUCUGCAAAGGAAACCAUCGCAGCGACUGUACAAAUAUGAUGACGGGUCGAAGCAGGUUCAAAGUGGACAGUAUUUUUCCUAGCUAUUUCUCUGUCACCAUCACAAACCUGGAACAAUGGGAUGCUGGCACAUACUGGUGUCGAUCAAACUCAGAGUGGGUUGUUGGAGACUACACCCAGUUUCGUCUGUCUGUAGGGAAAAAACUAAUUGUUGAAAAGAAAGUACUAAAGGAUCUGCCAGAGCAAAAACAAACGGAAGUUUAUCGGCUCCAGACCAGCACAGUGGAAAAUGUCAUUACAGCUUCACCUCAGAGUAUAGCUAAUGUCUCUGAGACAUCUAAUCAAGGUGCGGUUCUCUUUGGGCUUUUUGCUGUACCUCCUGUUCUGUUAAUGAUAGUGAUUAUCAUCCUGGUUAUAGUGUGCAAGAAAAAAUGUCACAAAGUGAAAGAUACAGAAAUUGCCACAAAUAGAAGCAGAAAUGAGGCGAGAAACUCAAAGGAAGUGAUGGGUGGAGAAAAUCUUUACGAAAACCAUGAUGAGAUUGUAAUGCGCUCACAACAGAACAUCUACAAAGAGCAGAAUGCCUGUUACCACUUUGAUGACCCAGACGAUGAAGCUCAUUAUAACAGCAUCUCAGCAACUGAGGACAUCUACUGUAAUGAGUAGAGAAAGGAGAUAGAGUGUGCCAAAUAUUUGAUCUUUGGCAGAUUUAUUUAACCUGUCAUUGCAUGAGAAAUUGUGUAAAAAUACAGAAACAUUUGGAACUGUGACAAGGUAGAAGUUUAAACGUUGAUCAUUUGCUGUCAUCAGCUUAUUGAAAAAUAAAAAGGCUGUGUGAACGGCCCAAAUCUGAUCUUUUCACCCUAAAAAAUUAGAUUUGUGCCACUUCCACAUGUGGUACUAAUUUGUUUACAUAUCGCAUAUUUUUCAAAGCAUCCGCUGUCUGAACGGUCAUGUCACAUUUUAUCAGUCUUUCAUGUCUCUCUGCUGGAUCUCACUACACAGCAGUAACAGCUAGUGCUCCAUAAAAGACCAUUGCUAGUAGCUGUGCUGCUUUCUUCAUACCUUACUUCAUGUUGCUAUGAUGUGGUCUUAAUGUUAUUGGCUCCCAUUGUUAAACAGCUUCUAAAUAAUAACAAAGAGAUGCCAGUUGGUAUCCAUGUUUUUUUGACUUUUUUUUUUUUUUAAUUAAACCUUAUUGAACGCUAAGCACUUCUAUAACCAUUACAUUCACCAUUACUUCCGUAACAGCGUGUGGCUGUGUGACGCCUCCUUCUGUUUUCUGCGAAUGUGGAUCGCUUUGCUGUCUUGAACCGUUCAGACCGCAGUGUGAUGGCAGUCAAAUUUAAUAGUAUCAUGAACGGCCAUCUAAAAACAAUCUGAUUUCAGCAUGAAAUUGGAAUUGAGCAUCAGGACCUGCAGUGUGAACAUAGCCUUUGAUUGGUUACAGAUUUCAUUGAUAGUAGAUUGUAAUACUCAGAACAAUAAAUUGUGUAAUGUUAAACCUAUAUAUUAGCAUGCUGUUUAACUAUAAGAAUAAAAUAUGUCUUUAUAUAAUGGGCUGCUAGUAACCAAAAUGCCAUUGGUUAACACAUCUAAAAAAAGCAAUGUGUUUAUGACACAAGUUUUCAACAUAAAAUGCAAAGGUGAUCAAGCAUUCACUGAGGUUGCCCCAAGAUUGUUUUUUUUUUUUUUUUCCCAGUGUCCUGUCUAGCAAUAUGGCAAUAGGAAUUGAUGUCUCAA